Gadus chalcogrammus (walleye pollock) is the source of this 4488-nucleotide messenger RNA. RefSeq names its product protein NLRC3-like. NCBI's taxonomy places the organism in Eukaryota, Metazoa, Chordata, Actinopteri, Gadiformes, Gadidae. The record is from RefSeq and is a predicted model, not a curated record. The coding region runs from base 686 to 3088 and encodes 800 amino acids. The transcript has 7 exons.
UGUUAUAAACAUCAGAGAUGUAGUUACGGCACUGUAUACUUGAUACUGAUGAAUAAUUAUGUUAGAUUUUUUAAAAAGUUUAAAUGUUCUAAAAUAGGUACAAUAUUAUAACCACGUUAAUAAUGUUUGUAAGAAACCAAACCGUUUGUAAACCGUUUGAAAAUGUAGCAAGUUAUGGUUAUUUAAAAAGUACAUGUACCACUACCAACACAAUGUUAUGGGUGAGCAGCUGACUGGCAAGAUGUCCGCAAGUGCGGACAUUCUAGACGCCGCCGUAAGACAGCUAGUGUUCUAUAUAUCUACGCACGUAGGUGAAGGCUUUUAUUUUGAAAACGUUGCGAGAUACCAACCAAAGGAUGUUUAGAGUAAAGGCGCACGAAGAUUUUGUGUGACGGCUGGCUGAACCGCGGAUGAACGAAUGGCGGCUCACUUGACCGCAGUGCUGAGAGGGGCGGCUGAAAGUCAAACCGGUUCAGCUCACUUCCUCAUAAGUUUGUCGCAGCUUGGAGCCUUUCUUUCUCCGCGUUUUAAACCUUUCACCUGAUUAACUUUUUAAAGGUUUAAGUGUUUUAUAAACACUUUAACCUCAGUUUUUUCCCUUACAUUUAUACUUGUAUUACUUUAUACCGUAUGGACGCAUUUUAAUCACGGAAUAGAUAGGCUACGAUAAGGUCUCCAGUCUACUAUGGAUGAGGAGAGAGAAGAGGGGGGUCCUACCUCUAAGACCACUCUGUCUGGGGAACAUGGCCGCCGGAGCAAAGCUAAGAGCCCAGAGAAGCAGGAGAGAACAGACCCCCCUGGACCCAGCUGUGUCUCCAUGAAGAGUGGCUGGUCUAUGGAUAUACCUGUUACCAUUAAAGAUGGACGCCCCUCCAGAGAGGAGAGCCCAGAGCAGCAGCAGAGAACAGACUCCCCUGGACCCAGCUGUGUCUCCAUGAAGAGUGGCUGGUCUAUGGAUAUACCAUUGGUGUUUAAAGAUGGACGCCCCUCCAGCGAGGAGAGACACCAGACGACGUCAAAGGUUACCAGUGCUCAGUCUCUGCAGCAACAUCAAACAGAGCUGAUCAAGAGGGCUGAGGAGAACGCACACGCUUUUCUAGACAAGGAGCUGAAGAAGCUCUGGAGGGAUCUCUUCUCAGAUUACCCACAAUGCUCAGAGAGUCAGAGGGAGGAGGAGGAGGAGGAGGUGGAUGAUAAGAAGGAGGAGCAGAGGAGGCGCGCCAUAGAGGGAGUGGUGGACAUCACAAUCCUCUGCCUGAUGGAGAUGAACCAGGAGGAACUGGCCGACAAACUGUGGGGCGGAGCUGCUGCUGUCGAGUGCCAACAUAAAAUCAAGUCUCAUUUGAAGAAGAAGUUCUGGUGUGUGUUUGAGGGAAUCGCUAAAGCAGGUCAUUCAACACCUCUGAAUGAGUUCUACACAGAGAUCUUCAUCACAGAGAGAGGCAGUGGAGAGGUCAACAAGGAACAUGAGGUCAGACGGAUUGAAACCGCUUCCAGGAAACCAGCCAAUGAAGGAACACCAAUCAAAUGUGCCGACCUCUUUAAACCCUUACCUGGACACGAUCAACCAAUCAGGACAAUAAUGACAACUGGAGUGGCCGGUAUUGGUAAAACCAUCUUAACACACAAGUUCAUCCUGGACUGGGCUGAAGAACAAGCCAACCACGACAUACACUUUACAUUUCUCCUCACUUUCAGAGAGCUGAAUUUACUGAAAGGAGAACAAUUUAGCUUGGUGGAACUUCUUCAUCACUUCUUUAUUGAGACCAAAGAAGCAGGAAUCUGCAGAUACGACCGGUUCCAAGUUGUCUUCAUCUUGGAUGGACUGGAUGAGUGUCGACUUCCUCUGGACUUCCAGAACAACAAGAUAUGGAAUGAUGUCACAAAGUCCACCUCGGUGGACAUGCUGCUGACAAACCUCAUCAGGGGCCACCUGCUACCCUCUGCUUGCGUCUGGAUAACCACACGCCCUGCGGCAGCCAAUAAGAUCCCUGCUCAUUGUGUUGACAUGGUGACAGAGGUGAGAGGGUUCACCGACCAACAGAAGGAGGACUACUUCAGGAAGAGAUUCAAAGAUGAGACGCUGGCCAGCACAAUCAUCACCCAUGUCAAGAAAUCACGAAGCCUCCACAUCAUGUGUCACAUCCCAGUAUUCUGUUGGAUCACUGUUACAGUCCUGGAGGACUUCUUCAAAACAUCCCAGAUAGGAGAAGAGACGCCCAAGACCGUGACUCAGAUGUACAGCCACUUCCUGAGGGUUCAGUCCAUACAGGGGGACAGGAAGUAUCGUUUGUUAACUGAAACAGACACAAACUGGACUGCACAGAGCAGGGAGAUCAUUGUUUCUCUGGGAAAACUGGCUUUUAACCAGCUGGAGAGUGGCAACCUGAUCUUCUACGAGGCAGACCUGGUAAAGUGUGACAUUGAUAUCAGAGCAGCCUCAGUGUACUCAGGAGUGUUCACCCAGAUCUUUAAAGAGGAGUGUGGGCUGUACCUGGACAAGGUGUUCUGCUUUGUCCAUCUGAGCCUCCAGGAGUUUCUGGCUGCUCUUUAUGUCUUUUGGUCCUUCAUCCACAAUGGUGUCAAUCUGCUCUCAGAAGAACCACCAACCUCCAGUGAAGAUGAACUCCUCCUCUACCAGAGUGCUGUGGACAAGGCCUUACAGAGUGAGAACGGACACCUGGACUUGUUCCUCCGCUUCCUCCUGGGCCUCUCUCUGGAGACCAAUCAGAUUCUCCUACGAGGUCUGCUAGGACAGACAAGAAGUAGCUCACAGACCAACAAGGGAACAGUGUCUUACAUCAAGCAUAAGUUAGAUGGUAAUCUCUCUCCAGAGAGAAGCAUCAAUCUGUUUCACUGUCUGAAUGAGCUGAACGACCGUUCUCUAGUGGAGGAGAUCCAACAGUCCCUGACAUCAGGAAGUCUAUUCAAAACGCAUGUGUCUCCUGCUCAGUGGUCAGCUCUGGUCUUCAUCUUACUGACAUCAGAAGAGGAGCUGGACGUGUUUGACCUGAAGAAAUACAAAGCUUCAGAGGAGGGUCUUCUGAGGCUGCUGCCAGUGAUCAAAGCCUCCAAAAGAUCACUGUAGGUUUACUUAUAAUAAUGUAUGACAAUACACAACACAAUAUACCUGAUAGUAGAAUAUAUAAGUUAUAACUAACAAAACAUAUCUGUAGGUUCACUAAUAACAUGUAUUACAAUCAACCCACUAACCCACUUUUCUAAUAAAGAUGGAAGACAAUAACUUAAUUACGUUAAAAGUAAAAGUUACGCAGAUUAUUAAAUUAACAUUUAAGGAUCUAAUGGAGUUCAAUUAAUAAAACAUAUCUUAUUAAAGCUUUUAUAACUUUUAGCCAACAAUGUUAUAAUUUAUUCCGUUAUUGGCUGGUUAUUACGUUAUUGGCUUUGUAUAAAAAAUAUUUAGAAAAUGUAAUAACUGAGCCAAUAAUGCAAUAAAUUAGGUAUCUCUUUAUUUUAUUUUCAAUUUCUGGAGAGAAUUUGUCACACUUACCGUAUUUUCCGGACUAUACGUCGCUCCCGAGUAUAAGUCGCAUCAGUCAAAAAAUGCUCCAUGACGAGGAAAAAAACAUAUAUACGUUGCAUCGGUGUACAAGUCGCAUUUAUUUUUAAACAUUUAAACAAGAACGUUUAGUCUGGAGAGACUGAAUGAAAUUGCAAUAGCAAUAUAGGUGUGUCGGUCCCUCGUAGUUCUGAGAGUAUACCGAAUUCAGUGACACCGGGAUUCCACCGGACGCGUAUGCGCCGCGGUCAGAUGCCUUCACAAUUCCAGCGGAGGGCUCCAGUUUUCGCCGGCCAAGUCAUGCGCUGUGAUGUGUGACAGCUAUGUUGCACAAAAUUGCAGCUAAGGCUGGGGUAGCUUUGGUUGAACCAGAGGACAUUGAGGACGAGAAUAUAAUUUAUUCGGUGGUGCAGUAGGCUUGCAGCGUUCAGUUGUAGGCCUAAUGAAUGACGGUGCCCUCUUGCGGCCGAGGAUUAUGUACGCACAAUUUUGGCAUAUAAGUCGCUUCGAAAUAUAAGUCGCAGGGCAAGCCAAACUACAAAAAAACCGCGACUUAUAGUCCGGAAAAUACGGUAGCCUUAUUAUUGCAUCUUGCUUAAAUAUCUGACCUAACAGUUACCCCUCCACCCUCAUACCCCCUCCAGAGGAUGCCUUAAAGGAGCAAAGAGUGAAUUUGGAUUUAUACGUUACUCUUAGGGUUCUGUUAUAAUAAUAGUAAGCAGCCAAUAACGUAAUAAGUUAUAACAUUAUUGGCAAAAAGUUAUAACGGUAUUGGCUCAACAACUUUAUUACAUUGUUGGCUAGUUAUUAAGUUAUUGGCUUUAUUACAUUUACAUUUUUAUGUUAUUGGCAUUUAUUACUUAAUUGGCCACUAUAACGUUAUUGGUUGCUACACACAUCCUCCAUUAAGUUUAAAGUAAAAGAUGUGGGUCAUUCUAAUCACAGUCCCUAACAUAUUGUGUUAUGUG